Pteronotus mesoamericanus is the source of this 2450-nucleotide messenger RNA. RefSeq names its product ras homolog family member B (gene RHOB). Gene Ontology annotation, biological process: small GTPase-mediated signal transduction. Gene Ontology annotation, molecular function: protein kinase binding; GTP binding; GTPase activity. Bases 433 to 1023 code for a protein of 196 amino acids. Gene Ontology annotation, cellular component: cytosol. Lineage: Eukaryota; Metazoa; Chordata; Mammalia; Chiroptera; Mormoopidae. The transcript has a single exon. The record is from RefSeq and is a predicted model, not a curated record.
UUAAGAAAGUGGCCGAACUCUUUAAAUAGCGGGCGCUAGGGCCGCAGCUUUCGUCUGCCACCGCAGUCUGGCCGUAGUCGUGAGCUCUCCAGAUCCCUUGGCAAGGCCUAAAGAGGCCCGGUGGAAAGCUCGGCCUGGUCCGCUGCUUGAGCUACGGUUUGCGCACAAAGGCGCCGACCUCGGGUCCGGGGCGAGAAGAGCGGCCGUCGCCCGGGAGCAGCGCGGAGACGUACGGUGCGCCCUAUGCCCCCGCGCCCCCACCGCCCCCGCCGCGGCAGCCGGAGCGCACUAAGAGGAGGCGCCACCGCGGGGUCUGGGUGCAGCUAGCGACUCUUGUCCCCAGCGCGCAGCUCGAGGUGAGCAGUGAGCGGCGAGCGGGACGGCAGCGAGGCGAUCGCGGGUCCCCUCCUGCUGCCCGGGCCCGGCGCGCUCAUGGCGGCCAUCCGCAAGAAGCUGGUGGUGGUGGGCGAUGGCGCGUGCGGCAAGACGUGCCUGCUGAUCGUGUUCAGUAAGGACGAGUUCCCCGAGGUGUACGUGCCCACUGUCUUCGAGAACUAUGUGGCCGACAUCGAGGUGGACGGCAAGCAGGUGGAGCUGGCGCUGUGGGAUACGGCGGGUCAGGAGGACUACGACCGCCUGCGGCCGCUCUCCUACCCGGACACCGACGUGAUUCUCAUGUGCUUCUCGGUGGACAGCCCGGAUUCGCUGGAGAACAUCCCCGAGAAGUGGGUGCCCGAGGUGAAGCACUUCUGCCCCAACGUGCCCAUCAUCCUGGUGGCCAACAAGAAAGACCUGCGCAGUGACGAGCACGUCCGCACCGAGCUGGCCCGCAUGAAGCAGGAACCCGUGCGCACUGAUGACGGCCGCGCCAUGGCCAUGCGCAUCCAAGCCUACGACUACCUCGAGUGCUCGGCCAAGACCAAGGAGGGCGUGCGCGAGGUCUUCGAGACAGCCACGCGCGCCGCGCUGCAGAAGCGCUACGGCUCCCAGAACGGCUGCAUCAACUGCUGCAAGGUGCUAUGAGGACCUCGCCCGCCCGCCUGCCUGCCCGCCCCUGCCGGCAUGGCCCCGCCUCCCGGGCCAGUCUUCCCAAGGACCCCACCGGACUGCCUGGAGUCUGCCUUCCCACCCGGCAGCCAUCGCCUGGCGGCUGUGGCUCUGGCGCCGGGAAUCGGCGUGGGAGGCACCGGGCGCCCCUUUUCCAGUGUCUGUGUGCGUCCGGCUGUGUUGCACAGGCCCAGGCGCCCCACUGAGUGCCAAGGGUCCCCUGAGCACCCUUUUCAGAAGAGCCAAGCCUCUUCAGAGUGUGUGGCUGUGUGUAGGUUUCGACUCCUCCUCCCUAACCGCCCCCCUCUUCCCCGGUCCCCAAGAGGAGUUUGGCUCGGGGUGCUGCCGCGCCCCAUGAAAUGUUCGCCCAUAACCAGCGAGCUCCUGCUAUCUCUUGUCUGUAACAUAGACCACGGGAACUGCGGGAGGGGGGUGGGGCUGGGGAGGGUAGGGUGUUAUAUAAAUAUAGAUUUAAUUUUAUUUUCGGAGGUAGGAUGGUGUUAUUUAAUGGUGGUGGUGGGUGGAGUGACAGGGCGUGGACCAGCCCUAGCCUGGGUCAGGCGCCCAUCCAAGCGUGAACAGGACUUGGUCGCCUUUCCAGCCCGUGGGGAAGACGGCUGCAACUGACUUGGGGCUGAGAGGACACAGCUUCCAGAUUGACGUCUCCUGCACGCCAGCCUCCAGCGAACCCCUCACCAGCUGUGGGCAGGAGGAGGGAGAGUGUGCUGCGGGGCGUGUUUUGCCAUAAGCGAACUUUGUGCCUGUCCUACAAGUGAAAAUUGUUCAGUCCAAGAAACUGAUGUUAUUUGAUUUAUUUAAAGGCUAAAACUUGUUGGGUUUUUUUUUUUUUGAAAGAAUUCUUUGCACAAUUGUUUCAUCGUUUGACACUUAAUGCACUUGUCAUUUGCAUAAGACAGUAGCAUUCUGACCACACUUGUACGCUGUAACCUCAUCUACUGAUGUUUUAAGGAAAAAUGAUGAUGACUUUUAAAAUAUGAGAGGAAAAAAAAACCACUAAUUUUUUUUAAAGUGGCAACACUGUUUUGCGAUUUUAUUUGUGCAGGUAUGCACACUAUUUUAAUAAAGGGCAGUAACAAGUUUUGGGGCCUCUUUAAAACCCCCUCCCCCUUUUUUUUUUUCACAAGGCAGUAUCUAAAGCUAUGUGAAAUUUUCUCUGCAUUUCUGUACAGAGAAUGAACCUGCCCCUAGCCUCCUUCCUCUCCCUCCCUUCCCCACCCAGUGGUACUUCUACUAAAUUGUUGUCUUGGUUGUUUUUUAUUUUUUAAAUAAAAUGACAAAUGACAAAGUGGUGAGCUUAUGAUGUUUACAUAAAAGUUCUAUAAGCUGUGUAUACAGUUUUUUAUGUAAAAUAUUAAAAAAUUAUGCUGAUGACAUUUAUAAAA